AUGGCUUCUAAACUCAUUGUCAAAAACUGGAUACAAAGACUAUUGCCUGCUUGCGAUGGCGAUGCAGCUCAUGCGAAACGGCAACUGGAAUGGCUCAAGGAAAAAGUGGCAUUGGAUGUGAGUGGCAACAGCAGUAAAUCUAUCUACUCGCUAUCCCAGCAAGAACAAGCUCAGUUGGAUGCAUACAUCACACAGCGAACGGAAGAGCACAAGCCGCUGCAAUAUAUACUGGGAACACAACCCUUUUGUGAGUUGGACAUUGUCACACGACCUCCGACACUGAUACCAAGAUGGGAAACGGAAGAAUGGACAUACCGAGUUAUUGACAUGUUAAAGAACCAACUAUCGACGGUCCAGAAGCCUCUGCGAAUCUUGGAUGUGUGUACCGGAUCGGGCUGCAUUUCAUUAGCGUUGGCAAAGCACUUACCGAAAGAUUCUGUACACAUUACAGGUCUAGACAUAUCCGCUCAAGCCGUGUCUCUAUCACAGCACAAUCUGAUUUUACAUCAAUCACAGCUUCGAAAUCCAGUUGAAUUUCACGUACAAGAUGUAUUCCACUACAAGCCUCAAGACGAGAUUCAUCUGGUUGUAUCCAAUCCACCGUACAUUACAAACGAAGAAUAUGAGACGCUAGACCCCGAUGUCAAGGAUUGGGAAGACGUGAGGGCGCUGGUUGCCCCAGAUCAAGGCACACAAGUCCAUCAAGGCGUGAUUCAAGUAGCCAAAUAUUGCAGACCACUGACCAAAGGGCCGCAUCUGUUGAUGGAAAUGGGUGGUACACAUCAAAUUAAGCUUUUGAGCGAGCUGAUGCUUCAACAAGGCUUCAACACGAUUGACGUAUGGAAGGAUCUAGCAGGCAAAGAUAGAGUCAUCACUGGUGAAUUAUGA
Mucor velutinosus is the source of this 888-nucleotide messenger RNA. Its product is annotated as 60S ribosomal protein L37B. Gene Ontology annotation, molecular function: nucleic acid binding; protein methyltransferase activity. Lineage: Eukaryota; Fungi; Mucoromycota; Mucoromycetes; Mucorales; Mucoraceae. The record is from RefSeq and is a predicted model, not a curated record. Bases 1 to 888 code for a protein of 295 amino acids. Gene Ontology annotation, biological process: protein methylation. The transcript is spliced from 3 exons. Gene Ontology annotation, cellular component: mitochondrion.